Micropterus dolomieu (smallmouth bass) is the source of this 1265-nucleotide messenger RNA. It is a transcript of the gene arl13a, whose product is annotated as ADP-ribosylation factor-like 13A. Gene Ontology annotation, biological process: non-motile cilium assembly; receptor localization to non-motile cilium. Bases 37 to 1254 code for a protein of 405 amino acids. NCBI's taxonomy places the organism in Eukaryota, Metazoa, Chordata, Actinopteri, Centrarchiformes, Centrarchidae. Gene Ontology annotation, cellular component: non-motile cilium; ciliary membrane. The transcript has 9 exons. The record is from RefSeq and is a predicted model, not a curated record. Gene Ontology annotation, molecular function: GTPase activity; GTP binding.
UGGCCCCUUUGCUCACCUUUCUCACCUCACGUAAACAUGUUCAACCUGAUGAGCAACUGCUGCACCUGGGUCUCCAAAAUACAGGAGCCAAUCAGGAAAAUGACCAUUCUGGUGGUUGGUCUUGACAAAGCAGGAAAAACAUCUUGCAUCAGAGGCAUGUUAAGAGCAGGACCCACCCAGGGCUGCAUCCGAAAUGAGCUCCGAGUAGAGAACUACUUGGUCACCUUGUUGGAUGUGGGAGGAUCAGCAGAGUCGAGAGGAACUUGGAGGGAGCUCUAUAGAGAGGCCCAUGGGAUAAUCUUUGUGGUGGACUCCAGUGACAGGCAGAGGAUAAAGGAGGUCAAGGGGGUUCUUGCUGAUCUGCUGAAGCAACCCAGAGUGGCAGGAAAACCCAUAUUAGUGUUGGCUAAUAAACAGGACAAAAUGAACGCUUUGCUGGGAAAUGAGCUGAUUGAGAUUCUGUCACUAGAGAAGCUGGUCAACCAGAGUCGCUCUCUGUGCCAUAUUGAGCCUUGUUCAGCCUUAAUGGACCUGCGACGUUGGUCGGACAGAAAGACUCUACGAGGCCUUCGCUGGUUGCUGCGUGCUGUUUGUCUGGAUUACCCAGAGCUGUGUACUCGUGUAGCCCAGGACAGCAAGAGGCCUCUGGAACCAAGAGAGAAGGAAAAGACCUGGAAAACGGAGAAAGUUCGCAAAAAAAACAAGGGGGAACGUAAGUCAGAUCUUCGCCAGGUUCAUCGGCCAAAAGACAAGGAGAAGCCCAAGAGCGAGGGAAAGCUGCAACCCAUUCGAAACAUGCUGCAAAAGGAAACCACUCUGAAAAAGAAGCUGAAGUCAAAAAAGAAGAAGAAGUUGGUUAAGGUCAAGAAAGGUGAAAAAGAUCACGAGGAAGGAAAUGAACAGCAGGAUGAAGAGGAGGGUGACAGUCAGGAAGGAGAGCAAGAAAACGCUGUUCACAGAGAGAAAGCCAGCAGUGCCCUGAUUCCCCCCAAAAAAGGCCAACCAAAACGCCAAAGAGAGGUGAAAAAAGAGACUCUGGACAUGCCAGAAUCACCUGACAAUGAUGAGAAGGAGCUCAAAGCUAAAGGGGAAAAGAGGAGGAAGAAAAAAGUGGUCAAAGUAAAAAGGAAGAACAAGAUCAACACAGAGGAGAUGCCUGGAGAUUACUCUCAGUCUGUGGACUUGUCUUCAACCUUUGAUCUUUACCGAAAAGCAAUACUGGCUCUGAAGGAACGUCAGGAUCAGGGACAGUGAGAGUGAAUCCC